CUCCCCAGGCCUGUCCCGGGGUGCGUUCUGACCAAGAUUUCGAAGCGAAUCCAGCGGUGGCGACGAACGAGGGCCUCCCACGAGGCCCAAAAAGGCGAGGACGAGGGAGGGGUAGAGGUAUGGGUACCCUCCCCUUCUCUGAGGAUAGACUCCGUCACCCGAAAAGAUCCCGCUUCGAUACCGCACGCCACGGGCCCACCGGCGGGGCCCGCCGCCCGCUCGGCGGCGGACCGGCUUUUGCUGGCUGGCCCCGGCCGUGCUCCAGACCUCACCCUGCUUGUGCGGGCCGCGCUGGCUCUACCUCUACCACGCGCGCGCUGCCGGGCUGCAAAGCCGUUCGGCAAGGAGAACGAAGGAGCAAGGGGGAUCACCAGUGGAUUACCCGGUGGGGGCCCGCCGCCCGAUCGCGGCGGACCGGCGUUUGCUGACUGGCCCCGGCCGUGCCCCAAGCCUCACCCUGCUUGUGCGGGCCGCGCUGCCUCUACCACGCGCGCGCUGCUGGGCUGCAAAACAGGUCGGCAGGGAGAACGAAGGAGCAGUGGGGAUCACCAGUGGGCAAACGGGCAGGGGCUUGGCACCUGGAUACCGAAGCUCUGGCUGCCAAACAACGCUGGCGGGUGCAGCAGAAAUCGCCCUCGUGGCGUCGCGCGCCGAAACACCGGCCCAUUUGGACUGAAGCGGGUCCCCCAGCUGAUGCCGAUCCCGCCGAAAAGCAUGAGACAAAGGACGUGACGAGGAGGGGAGAGAGAGAGAGAGGAGGGAGAAUGCCAGGGGGGGACGGGAGAGAUGUGGGAGGAGGAUGAGGAGGAGGAGGCUCUGUUGCCUCGAGGGCUCACGCCCAGCCCCACAGAGAACGUUCUGGGGAGGAGGCCUCUGGCAAUCUUGAGCCACUCGUGCUUGGGAGCGGCUCUACGAUGCUCGUGGCGUGCCGGGGCCGUGGCGAUGCACGGAGGUUGCAGUGCGCUUCGGGAACACCUUGGGGACGUAUCGUGGAAACUCCCUGGGGGUUCCCCAGAGCCUCCCCGAGGUCUCUUGGUACUGCGCAAGCCGAAGAGCGCCAGCACCAACGCUUCGAACAUCGCGAUCCCGAAGCUGGCAAACAAAAAAGGCGCGAGAGCGGGGAAGACGGCAGAAGGACGGAGAGGAGGGUUGAGGAACGGGAAGGCGGAUGCCGCCGCGAGCGAGCAUCUAGUGCUGGAACCUGGCUCGCUGGUGGCCCUGCUCGUGCUCGAGCCGGCCAAAAAAAAAUGCUGGGCGGCGCCACGUACGAACAUCUUGCGCCGAAGUCAGCCGCAGAGAGGCUCGCCGGCGCCCUUGCCCAUGUCAGAAGCGGCCCAAAAAGUGUCCCGGAUCGCUCCUUGGAGAGCUGCAAAGGCCUUUCGAUUAGAAGCCGCUACGCCAGCUCCUGUCCAAGGCUCCCGGGCACUGCUUGGCUGUGCAGGGGGGGGGGCUCGGCCCUCCGUGCUCGAGUCGCAGGGCCGCAUCAGCACGGGACGUGCCCGACCUCGCCCGGGCUGCCGAGACCCGAUCGGCCCGUGGCAGGGCCGCGCCGUGCCGGCCACCCCUCGCGCCACGACCACGCCCGUGCUGCCCACCUCCUCGCUGCUCCUCCCCUCGAGGGGCAGCGGAAGAUGCAUCCCCCCCUGUGCAUGUCUCCCCCUAUCGCUGCUCCUGGCCACUUUCUCUGGGCACCUGCUGGCAGAGCGGUUCCCUCCUUCUCCUCGAGAGCGCAUGGCUUUUGCACAGCGGCACUUGGGGCAUGCCAAAAAAACUCAGCUAUGCACUACUGGCUCACGCGCCUCGACAUAUGACCGAGCUCUGAAUCUGGACCCGGCCCGUGGUGGCGAGGCCGGCGCAACUGGCGUGGCCUCUUUGAUCUCAGAGACAGUCCGAGACGAGGACUUGCCUUUCAGCUUCCGGCGCAAAGCCACCACCGCUGCCCCGAUCGCACCUCUCAAGGCCCCGGACCAGUCCAGGCCUGCCCCAAGCAAACUUGCACUUGCAGGAACACUGUCAGGGCCGCGCGAAGCAACCCGCUUCGCGGGCGUCCCCACCACGAACUCCGGGCCGCCCAACUCUGCGCCGACAGGGCGCGAAGCGAUUGGCUCCGCGGACGCCCCACCCACGCGCUGCAGGCCGUUCGAGCUCUCGGGAUGUGGUGUGCGGGCCCUCACGAUGCCAACCUUGCGAGAGUCCGUGGCACAUGACGUUGGAGAUUCACUCCGACCAGUGGCGCCGCGUCACCCACCAGUAUCGGGUCUUGGCGCCAGGAUUCAUCGAUCGCUGGCACUGCCAUCGGAGAGCAAAGCCUGCGGGAGAUAUUGCAGGAGCGGAGCGCGGGCGGGGUGGCGAGACAAGCCAAACAGUUAACUGAUGAAUUAGGCUUGCACCACAAUUGCU
This is a messenger RNA of Prorocentrum cordatum, 2400 nucleotides long. NCBI's taxonomy places the organism in Eukaryota, Dinophyceae, Prorocentrales, Prorocentraceae. The record is from the annotation of a GenBank genome assembly.